CGGCAAUACAACUGUGACCUUCACCGGUUCGAACAGCUGCGUUAUUUUUUGUUGGUAUUGCUGUCAUCUCCUGCGGCUAACGCAGCCUCUUAAAUUGUCUGCGAUGAAACAUCGUGGUGGCGUUCCCAUAUAUGGACCAUCACGAUCUAGUCAAGCAUCUUCCUCAAGACCGAUCCGUUCAACUACAAAAUCUGAUUGCUAUUAUUGUAACCGUUUUGGAAAACGUGCUCGAAAGUGCGGACAUAAUGAUGUAUCAUCCUUCAAAAGGCUUUCAACAGGAAGUCUUUCGACCCAACAGAACCGUAACAUGAAUUCAACUAGCACACAAGCGCCACAGCUGUCAGCACCGCCUCAAAGGAUGGCACCACCAACAACAACAGCAAUGCCUACAAGGGUAGCGCCAUCGCUGCCUCAGUCUUCUGCACCCUUCACACCUCCGUCCCCACCUCCCCCGUAUCAAGGUCCAGCGGGUUAUGCUCAUCCACCUCCUGCAUAUGAAGAAAGCGAAUUACCACAAGUUAUUGUGACCCAACCUCCUGCUACAAUAUUCAAAUGGAAUCCUGUAGGUAUCGUAUGUCCAUACUGUCAUAAUAGUGUAGUUACGAAAACUAGAUCUGAGGCUGGUUUAUUAGCCUGGUUGUUAUGCGGUGUUCUUUGUCUUAUGGGGCUAUGGGUGUUGUGUUGUUUAAUCCCCUUUUACCUUGAAUCUACGCAAGAUGUUGUUCAUAUAUGUCCAGUGUGCAAAUCACAAGUUGGCUAUUAUAAACCAUUGUAAACUGAGGUGAUUGACUAAUUCCACUUUUAAUAUUCACCUGCACGCAUAGAUAUAAAAUAAACAAACAAUACACAAAUGUGCACCAUGUAUUUUUUUAGGUUCUAUUGUAGUUAAAUGAAAGCAGUUAUCCCCCUUUUUUUACUUUUAUAUUCUAUUUUUUGUUUUGUUUUAUAUAUUCUUGCGUAUAACAGGCAUUCUGGCUUCCGUUUGUUAUACAUUUAUAUAUAUAUAUAUUUUUGAUACUGGUGAUAAUAAAUGAACUUGCAAUAUUAUUUUUUCAUAUUACGAUUAUUAUUAUUACUACUGUUAAACUGUUGCCAUUAUUAUUAUUACUAUUAUUAUUAAUAUUAUUAAUACUACUGUUUAUUGAGUAUUAUACAUGCAAACAACAAAGAGGACAGUUUGUUCAUCAUAAUCAUCAUCGUCGUCAUC
This is a messenger RNA of Trichobilharzia szidati, 1207 nucleotides long. NCBI's taxonomy places the organism in Eukaryota, Metazoa, Platyhelminthes, Trematoda, Strigeidida, Schistosomatidae. The record is from the annotation of a GenBank genome assembly.